GACUGCGACGUACUAGGAAGAUUUAAAAUUAAAGAUUAAAGGCUGCUAGAUGUCGAAACGGAAGGCGCAAACGACCUCCAAAGAUCCAAUUGGGGAUAAGGAUAUUCUACAACGGCGAAUUAUUUCCAACCCAAAGUAUCAAUAUGUAAAGGGAGUUGUGGAGACGGGCUACACCGUCGAGGUCGCGGAGUUCAUCCGCAACCAGACCAUCCGGCUCAAGCGGCAGCCAGGGGAGCUCUUCCAGCGUCUUCGCACGAGUACAGUAGCGAACAAUCUGCGCAGGCAGUACCUGCCCUCAUUUCUUCCCCCCAUGGCGGAUGGUGGCUAUGCUAAACCGAUGGAUGAAUACGGCGGCUCGCUUGGGAUUCUAACAAAUGCCGAUAAGCAAUAUAAUAAAACCGACCUUCUUAUGUUAGACUGCCGUAGUGUGGAAGAAUAUGAUAAAUGCCAUAUCCUUGGGGCCUUUCAUUACCCAAAGACCCGUUUGAAUCACGCGAUGUGUCCGUUCCUACCGGAGAUGUACACCUACAAGAAUAAGAUCGGAAAGUACAUUGUAGUGUAUGACUUUGACGAAUCCAUAGCGGUGGAGGUAGCAAACACAAUAUGUGAAAAAGGGAUCGACAAUAUUGGCAUGAUUGCUGGCGGAAUGCGUGAAUUCUUGUAUGACUAUAGCAAUUUAAUCGUUGGUGAGCCACCAGAGUUGAUCGCUCCGCGGGAUACCACUCUUCAGCGUAGGGCAGAUGAGAUCACAUUGGCUCGUAGCGAAGCAAGGAGUAUUUUUUCGCAUAAGCCAAAGAGUUUGUGCAAUAGUCUUGCCAAAGGGCGUGCGCGACGAAUAUGAAACCUACCCCUGUGCUUUUUUCAUCAAAACACAAAUGUAGAGUGGAAAAAGUGGUAUUACAAAUUGACGCCGCGUUGCUUCUUCGAUUAUGUGCGUUCCAAUGCACUCAGAAUGGUUUAGUGUGGAAGAUGCACGUAUAGCUAAGCAUAAUACCUUAGCGGAAAACUUUUCCAUAAAUUUUUUUCUAUUUUCUUACUAGAUACCCACGUUUUGUUGAUUUCAAUUCCCCGUGUUGAUAUCUAGCUGAGCUGCUAAGUUAUUACUACUGAUAUUAUUACCUUUUAGACUACAUCGGUAGCUUUAGCAAAUGCUUUUUUCCUGCCUUAUCUUAGAACUACUUAAUCUGCGGGAAAAAUACAGAUGCCAAGUCAUAGCGUAUGUACAUGCUUUAUUGCAGAAAGGACUAUAAUAAGCCCUUGUCUAGAGCAUUAUUAUUUUCAUCUCUUCUGUAUUAUUUUUACUCAAGAGUAGGUAAUGUGUUUAAAAUGGUUUUUCAUGAUCUGUAAGUUUAUUGAAGUAAAAUUAUUUAUAUAUGGGAGUUGGAGAUUUCCCUUUUGAAAUAACUACUAUAGAAUAUAUACAUGCGUAUAUAAAUACAUUCAUGUAUAUAUAUAUGCAUAUGUAUA
This is a messenger RNA of Phytomonas sp. Hart1, 1467 nucleotides long. NCBI's taxonomy places the organism in Eukaryota, Euglenozoa, Kinetoplastea, Trypanosomatida, Trypanosomatidae. The record is from the annotation of a GenBank genome assembly.